AUGCUGGCCCGAAGAUCAGUCAUCGGAAAGCCUGGCUUUGUUUGCCGGAGCUGUGUUCGGCAGUAUCAGUUUCAACUGCGCCGGGCUUCCACUUCCACCCAAGACAACAUCUACGAUGUCGUAUGUGUUGGCGGCGGUCCAGCUGGUCUGAGCUUGUUGACUGCUCUGCGGACAAAUCCCAUUACCGCCGGUCUCCGAGUCGCCCUUGUCGAAGCCCAAGAUCUCUAUAAGACCUCCUCUUUCUCACUUCCUCCGACCCAAUUCUCCAACCGAUGUAGCUCCCUCACCCCCGCAUCGGCCCAGUAUCUCGACAAGAUCGGUGCAUGGCGGUAUCUGCAACGUGGGCGUGUCCAGGAGUACCAGGAGAUGCAAGUAUGGGAUGGAGUGACAGGCGCCCGCAUCGAGUUCGACUGGCCGCCCAAUACGACGGGAGACAAGACAAUUGCCUACAUGACCGAAAAUUUAAACUUGACAUCUGGCCUACUCAAGAGAUUAAACGAACUUGGCGGAGUGGACGUCUUUGACAAUACAAAGGUCGAGAGUAUCGGCCUGGGCAAGGAGACUGAAGAGCUGGACCUGAGUGAAUGGCCAGUUGUGCAACUCUCGGGUGGUCAAUCAUUAGCUGCCCGACUUCUCGUAGGUGCGGACGGAGCGAAUAGCCCGGUGCGUACCUUUGCUGGCAUCAACAGCCGCGGCUGGGACUAUGGUAGACACGGUGUUGUCGCAACACUAGAGCUUGAAGGCGAGGGCUGGGGCGGCCAAUUCAAUAAGAUCGCGUACCAGCGAUUUCUGCCUACGGGCCCUGUUGCGAUGCUACCUAUGCCUGGCAAGUUUGCUACGCUAGUCUGGUCUACAACACCCGAAAAGGCUUCUCUUCUCAAGAGUCUCAGUCCCAAGGACUUUAUCGCCAUGGUCAACGCCGCCUUCCGCUUGAGCCCUGUCGACAUUGGAUUUAUGCACACUCAGCAAGACAACCAAGACGAGGAGCUAUCCUGGCGUCUACAGCACACCAGCGUUGAUGCCGAGGCGCUUCCUCAGACCGUUGUCGGCGUUCAGGAGGGCAGCAUCGCAUCUUUCCCCCUGAAGUUGCGCCAUGCCGAUACCUAUACCGGCGAGCGUGUUGCGCUUGUUGGCGACGCCGCGCAUACCAUUCAUCCCCUGGCUGGCCAAGGCUUGAACCAAGGUCAAGGGGAUGCUCAGAGUCUGGCCAAGACUAUUGAGUAUGCUGUUUCUCAUGGCCAGGACCUGGGAACUCAACUCUCCCUAGAGUCAUACAACAGCGAGCGUUAUGCCGCCAACCAUAUCAUUCUGAACGUUUGUGAUAAGCUUCAUAAACUAUACGCCGUCGAGAGUGGUCCUCUGGUGCCGCUGCGUUCGGUUGGCCUCAGGGCCGUCAAUGCUCUGGGACCUCUAAAGAGCUUCUUGAUGGGACAGGCUUCUGGCACUGGUACCAAGCUGCUAUAA
This is a messenger RNA of Fusarium sp. VM40, 1464 nucleotides long. The record is from the annotation of a GenBank genome assembly. Lineage: Eukaryota; Fungi; Ascomycota; Sordariomycetes; Hypocreales; Nectriaceae.